Messenger RNA from Malaya genurostris, 5074 nucleotides. RefSeq lists its product as uncharacterized. The transcript has 2 exons. Gene Ontology annotation, molecular function: nucleic acid binding. NCBI's taxonomy places the organism in Eukaryota, Metazoa, Arthropoda, Insecta, Diptera, Culicidae. Gene Ontology annotation, biological process: DNA integration. The record is from RefSeq and is a predicted model, not a curated record. The coding region runs from base 1343 to 3910 and encodes 855 amino acids.
GUGUGAUAGUAAUGAAAAUGAUUUUGCCGGAUUCGAUGAGGACGCCGCUGGUAGCGAGAACGCAAUGUUAAGUUCUCCAAGAUCCUCAAGUACGAUUUCCGAUUUCACAAAUUCUGAAAAAGUCCAAGAACUGGAAGCAAAUCUUUGGUCGUCUACGGAAGCAUUUGGGGAAAAUGUGGUUGCCUCGGUGAGAAGUGCCACAUUAGGAUCUACCGACGAACAGAACAAAAUGGAAUCUGUUGUUGGUAUGGCACCAGCACCUGGGAAUGCAUUUGACAAUAGCGCUAAAGUUUUAGCUAUGUCUACGAUGGUGACUAAGCGAAAAGUCGCCGCUCAUGUCAAUGCUCUCGAUGAAGCCUUCAGUGUACCCUUUGAAUAUGAAUGGAAAAGGGAAUUGGUUUAUUAUGCAAAUUUGGAUGGCAAUAGUAAAGAUACAAAUAAUUAUAUCAUCAUGCCACUACACGGGGGGUUAACGUCGAAUAAUUUUACGUUUAAGAAUGAUUCCGUGGGUGAAUCAUCAGAUGAAGAAAUUAUACGAAGUGCCAGAUCAUAUGGAUUAAUGCCUCGACGACCUAUACCAGAACCACUUUCUGGAUACAAUUUGGGUAAACGAAUCCCAAAGACUAAAAUGCUCAAAGAAACAAGUACACCGCCAUGUGUGUCGUUGGUAUGUGCAUCCGUAAGUCGAUCAGGUACAACUCCUUCAUUGCGCUCGAAUUCGCAAACCCCUCCUGAAUCAAGAGGAAUAAGGACUGGUUCCCAAGUUACCUUUGUGUGUCGAAUGAGGAACCAGGUAGCGAACCACCUCCGACUGUGGAAAAAUGUUCGAUUGAAGAAUUAAUUAAUGAUUGGACUAAAUUGGAAAAUAUUUUCCGAAAAAAACGGCACAAAGUGUCAGGGCAUUCUCUGUUUGGAGAAAAGUAUGCAGAGACUAAUAUUUUGAAUGGAAAAUAUCAAUUUUAUUACUUCCAAACAUAACUUCGAUCCUGCUUGGACGAUGAAAGACAAAAAAAAAUUUAAUGUUCAGAAAUGCUGAAAUAGAAUAACUUUAAAAGGAAAUAAAAAUCAUGUUAAGGUAAGACAUUCAUUAUUUAGAAGAAAGAAGGAUGUUAAAGUACUAUACGCCCAAAAAAUUAUUAGUUAAAACAAAAUUAUAUCCCUUUAUUAACACCAAGAUUAGAGUCAUGAUAGCUCUUCUCUCACGUGUAGGGACUGCAGUAAACGCGUUUCCAUUUUAGUAUAAUGGAAUGAAUUAUUUUAGACCUUUCUAUGUUCAAAAGAUAGAAAUGUCAAAAAGGGGAGUUAUUUUCACUUGUUUAGUUACACGUGGAUACAUAUCGAAAUGGCAGAAAAUUUGAGUACCGAUGCCUUUUUCGUAUGCUUUAGGAAUUUUCAGUGUCGAAGAGGUAAAGUAACUCAGCUUUACAGCGACAACGGAACUAAUUUCGUUGGAGCCGAAAGAGAGUUGAAACGCCUCCUACAAGAACUCGACACAAGAAUGAGACAAGGAGAAGCCGCAGAGUUAGAAAUUUCAUGGGUGUUUAACCCUCCAGCGGCUCCACAUUUUGGAGGCGUAUGGGAGAGGUUAAUAGGAAUAAUAAAGAAGGCGCUUAGUGUCAUGAUAGACGAUAUGUCUAAAAGGACACCUACGAGUGAAGUGCUGCGAUCAGCCUUUAUUCAAGCGGAGUGGUUUGUUAAUUCACGUCCUUUGAUACAUAGAGCUUUAAAGGAUGUGAAUGAUGAGCUAUUAACCCCCUUCCAUGCGAUUUUAGGAAGGCCGGGACAAUAUGCACCACCCUUCGAAAUGGAUCCAAAACCUUACGAUAAGAACUCGCAGGCAAGAAUCCAACAUGCCAUGAAGAUAUUCUGGGAUAAAUGGAAGAAAGAAUAUCUUCCAACAUUAAUCGCCAGAGAAAAAUGGACUGGCGACGUAAAACCGAUCAAAAUAGAUGAUUUAGUCCUAAUGGUGGAUAACGAAGAACCUCCAGGACGAUGGUUAAAAGGACGUGUUUCGAAAUUAAUUGUUUCUGAUGACGGUGUAGCUAGACAAGCUGAUGUCAUAACCAGAAAGGGAACGUUUAGACGCGCAGUUGCAAAACUCGCGAUCUUAGACGUCGAAGGAAAGGAUCUAACUCCUGAACCGACGGUAAAAAAGAAAUCAGGGCAUGCUAUAAUGCAUAUAUCUGAACCCGAGUCCUGUGAAUCUACAUUUGAAAGUCACCGUAUCGAGACCAAACGAAAAUUAGAUAAAACUUCUCAGCCAGAGAAGAAAAGGAAAUGUACCAACAAAAAGGCAAAACCAGUCAUUCGACUUUCUCCAUAUUCUGUACUUGCAGGUUUAUUAACCACUGCGGCGGUGCUAAGUACGGCAAAUGCGAUAUUGGUUACGCCGGUCGAACAGAAUGGCGUAUUUCUCGAUCACAUAGGGACAAGCCUUAUGAAAAGAGGGAUAUGGCGUACAAAUAUCGAAACAAUGGUAUCACCAGAUCAGGAUCGAGCUCUGGUUGAAGACAUACGGGGUAACAUAUCAGCAACAAGGAAACACAUGAUUAAAAAUUUAAAAACUGAUAAUAUGGAAAAAAUUUUGGAAAUUUUCAACAAGUUGUGCUCGGAUGCAAUUUUCGAAAUUGAUUACGAGAGAACGAGAUUCCGCCGUUCCAAAGGAAUAUUUGGAUUUUUAUGGAGUUUCCUCUUCGGUGAAAAUGAUAUCGAAACCGAAUUGAAAUCAAUGAGGAUGCACGACAAUGAGAAGAUACAUCAGCUAUCUGAGUCACUUGUGCAAUUAAAUGGAAAGACGGCUGAGAUGGGAGGCACGCUGAAUGAUCGAUUCUACGAACUAAUGAAGGAAACGAAUAAUUUGAAACAAAAAUAUGUCCUAGGUGACACGGAAUACCUAGAAAGCCGAUUAAUCGAAAUUAUUAUGCUAUCAAGGGAAACCAUUGACGCUAUACUUCACAAGUACAGAAGGAUGAGAUCAUAUCCACUUUCGACGGAAGAACUAACCGCGACUUUCGACAACAUCUCGUCAAUAUUGCCAGCAGGACUAACAGUUCUUCGACAAUCCUCGUUGGUAAAAUAUGAAGCACAGCAGAUCAACGGGACUAUCGUAAUCGCAAUGUACACUGUAAUUGUUAGCAAGACAGUGUACGAAAUGUUUCAAAUUAUUCCUGUACCUCAUACGGAGAAUCACGCCAUCAUUGAUAUAGGAAAACCACGCAUACUGAUUGACCAUAACGGGGAAUAUUUCUACCCAACUACGGAACCAGUACGAAUGAACAAAACUCAUUUUAUAGUGGAACCUAGUCUGGUUCAUAAGGAGCUUGACUGUGUAUCAGGACUAGUGGCGCACAAAGUUUCGAAGAGCCGCUGCAAUACUACACACUUAACGCCACCAUACGUCGAGAUGAUUUCACUCACGGAUGAGAACCAGGUACUCUACUACGCCAGCGACACGACGAGCAUCGUAAUCCACUGCCAGCAUACAAUAAUAUCGCCACCCUAUAAAGUGGCCGUAGUUAGGUUAGAUUUUGAUUGUAAAAUUCAAAGUAAUAAAAGUGUUAUAUAUGGAUUUGUGAAUAGGGAAGAAAGGAAAACAAACUUAUAUUUUAAAGAAAGAAUUCAAAUAGAUUUCAAUUUAGAGCAGAAUAAAACUGAAUUACCGAAAUUAAAUAAGCCUGCAAAUCCAUUUAAUAACAAAAUUUUUACAAUAUUAACAAAUGAUGAUAAGAAACAAGAUGUAGGUGAACCCAUAUUUGAAUAUGUAAUAAUGGGUGUAGGAUUGAUAGGUAUUAUGUACGUGGUAAUAGUUAUCUAUUUACGUAUUAAAAAAUGUAAUACAACACGAAAUUCCAGAAGACCGGCGGAGUGUUUGUUUCCACUUCCGCGAAAUACGGCUGAAAGUUCGUUAUAAAAUAAGGUCUUUGCAAUUAUUUAUAGGAAUAAUAAACUUAACAGAAAGGACGAACGCAAAUUUUAUCAUUAAUUCACGAUCAUUCAUUCAUGACAAUCGCUCGAUUAUCAAAUAGGGUAAACCUUCUAGAAGAUUUACGGGGCCGGGAAUGUCGAGCGUAGAGCUUGCGUCAGUUGCACUGGCAUUAUUAAAUUUAAUUAUCAACCACAAAAACAACGUGCUUAAAGGAGCACUAUGAUCGAGAAGCGAUUUGAACCGAUAAGGCGUUUCCGGCGCAGUCGUGAGAGCUAUUAAUUUUCCAUCAAUUCUCGCAUCCCAUGUGCAUCAAUAAGCGCUAAUUCAAAUAGCAAAGGAAGCUUAAGUUGGGUCGAGACGCCAGGUAAUCUGGUGCCGAUGGCAAUAGUAAAAUUAAUUAGCAAAGACCAUGACGAAAUGCGAAGGGACAAACAUAAACAAUUGCCCGAAAAGGAACAUUAAAUGAAUAUCGUCAAAUCAGCUCUCGGAAGGUUGCGGUAAUAAAAUAAUUUAAUACGUAAUUCCCGAAAGGACUGCAAUAAAAGAAGGAAAGGUAGUCUGGCGACGGUCAUGUUUGAGUCUGGUAGAAAUAUGAAUUGAUUACCCGUGCUGACAAAGACCAACAAGUUUUGAAAGCAUCGGUACGUGAUAGGGAAUAGAGAAGGAUAGCGCGAAAUGCAAGCGCAACAUUGAAUACCAAAUUCUAUGUAAUAGUGAGGUAGAUAGGAAUUGUUUACCCGUGCUGACGAAUGGUAACGUCAGCAUCUAAGGAGAAAGAGAGACAGUAAUAAAUGUUGCACUGCAUGUCGUGCAACAUCUUUAAUAUUUUACCAUAAGAUUCAUGUAUAUAUAGUUUAAGGAAAUUAAAAAAUAAAUGAGUCAUCAGUUACCAGAGAAAACGGUCGUUCGCAUUCAUCACUAGAAAGAAAACUCCCGGACGAGCCCCCACCAGAAGAAGUCAUCCUCCCCUAGAAGGAAGCAUCAUCGCCCAGGAAGUACAGUCCGCUGGAGAACCGUAGCCAGCAUAAAAGCGUACUUCCGCUCUUAUGCCCUACUUGCUUCUCCCCGGAUAUCCGAAAACUUUAAUCGUAAAGUCUUAAGGCAAAUUAAAAAGAAUUUGCGACAGGGAACAGUCAGUCGCUCUGACGG